CUGUCCUCACCCGCUCGCCCCCGUGGGCCACGCCUCCACUACGUGCCAGUCAGGCGGUCGGCGAUUGACUGGCGGCGCUGUCCGUCUCGAGGGGCGGGCGCAACUCUGGCUGACGGGCUUUCCUAUUGGUCGUAGCGGCGACAGCCACGCUCGGGGCCCCGGCUAGGAGGGGAAGCCGGUGGUGGCGGCGGCGGCGGCGGAACGGGCGGAGGCUGCCGGUUUCGUAACCGUCGCUCCUCUUCGCUGGCUCGCGGGCUGCGAGGCCUGAGUCGGGUCGGGCCGCGCCUCGCGCAGCCGCCGGGAGUGGAGGCCGCCUGGGGACGGGCGGGCUGGAAGCGCAGGUACAUGUGAAGACUUCUUGGCAGUUCACGUGGAAACUGUUGAUCACCUUGCCCUCAUUUCUGCCUCUUCUGUGUUGGCAAGGGAGCGUGCCCAAAUGAGCAAGGCACCACAGCAGAACAGUACUCCGGGAGUGAACGGAAUAAGCGUUAUCCAUACUCAGGCUCAUGCCAGCGGCUUGCAGCAGGUUCCUCAGCUGGUGCCUGCUGGCCCUGGGGGAGGCGGCAAAGCUGUGCCUCCAAGCAAGCAAAGCAAAAAGAAUUCCCCUAUGGAUCGAAACAGUGACGAGUACCGGCAGCGCAGAGAAAGGAACAACAUGGCUGUGAAAAAGAGCCGGUUGAAAAGCAAACAGAAAGCGCAGGAUACACUGCAAAGAGUGAAUCAGCUCAAAGAAGAGAACGAACGAUUGGAAGCCAAAAUUAAAUUGCUGACUAAAGAAUUGAGUGUACUGAAAGACUUGUUUCUUGAGCAUGCACACAACCUUGCAGACAACGUGCAGCCCAGCAACACUGAAAAUACUACAGCCAGUUCUGAGAAUGCAGGGCAGUAGACCUCACCCCUUCCAAAACUUCAAAAACUCGUGGCUUGAACCUUAAAGGUGUGACUUCCGAUACCACUCAUAUCAGCAGCUGAGCAGUGUCUUGUUUUAUGAUUCAGAGAUCUGUUGGAAAUUGCUCUUUAGGACCCAGCACUGAAGAGUUGAUUAGCUCCAAAAGAUUGGCCUUGUAAUGUGAAUGUCUGGUUUAAAAUUAUAUCAAUUUUUCUGGAGGUUAAAACAAAAACCCACAAGUUUUAAACAUGAUAAAAAACAAAACCAAAACACCAUAGACCUGAUAUUCUUAAUAAAUUUUGACUUCCCAAGAAGCACUUCUGUUUUAGGUUGACAAAAAUAACGGAACUGUCAGAUCAUGUAGGAUCCUGGUUUCUCAAUCAUGGUUAGUUGAGUUUAGACAAACUAGAAACCGUCCAUGCUGAUACGUUAAUGAUGUUUUAAAAAUUCCUAGGACCAUAGGAACCAAUCGAUCACCCUGUAAUUUGGAAGGAUUUUUACAUAGAGCACACACCUGUUUUUACAUAAUUAGUACUAUUUUUUUCCCCAUGCACUAGUUUUUGAAUAGUGAUGGUGAGGUUAAAUAAAGAAACCCUAUUACAUUUUAAAGGCAGCAUGCAGAUAAUUAGCUUGAAAACAAGGCUAGAAUUGAGAAAGCCAAUUUUUUUUUUUUAAAUGAAAGUAAGGCAUAUUAAAGUUAACACUAAUACGAUACCUUUUGGGUAUUGGAUUGGUAUUUGUUUGUUUGUCUGUUUCCUAAUGGAAAAAAGAAUCUAAAAAAGACACCUUGGGGUACAGUAAACUCAUAGUUGCUAGUAAAGUAAGACUGUAUUGUUUUGACAGCUGAGUUAACUGACCAAUGUCUUCACAGUUUGAUCCCACAAGCGAUCAGGAUUUGCGAUACUCACCUGUUAGUUUCUGUUGCUCAGAUAUCUGCUUUGGGGCCAUGCCUUUUAAAGGUAAACUUUUCAUGCGAUGAAUGAUUUUGGCAUUUGAUCUAAAGUAGGAAAAUGUAUCAACUCUGUACCCAAAAUGACUAAGAAAACUUGAAAGUAUAAGGUUUUCACCUUUAAUUUAUUUCCCAUAACUACAUCCCUUUUGAAUUUUUUUUUUUUUUUUUUUGGUGGCAUUUCUUUUUCUUGUUAGUGGGCUGUCCUUUCAGACGUCUACUGUUCAUUCAUUUGUAUGCUUUUGUGUCUCAUAAAUUAUUGUGGAAAGAAAAUACUCAGGAUAUCAAUCGAGACUUUUUUGUUGAAAACAACAACAACGGCAAUCACUAAAGUUGGGAAUCUAGAGUAUGGCUCAUUACCAGUAUUGGUAGUUUUGAUUGCCUUUGUUGAUUUUUUUUUUCCCCCAGCACAAUUCUAGCUCAAAUUUGUAGGCUUUUGUGCAUUUUCCUUUUUUGUGUGCCCAGACUACGCUACAAGAGACCAUGCUACAACUGAUCAAAAAGUUGGGAGGUGGUCCUCGUUGACUAAAUUGCUGUUUCAUCCUAGGACCUGGGGCCGUACAACCAGUGGUUACAUUGAGGGCAGGUCAAGAUGACAGCACUCUGCAUCUCAGCAGAGCCAUCAUUAAGGCCAGGAGUACCAUCUGCAUGUUUUGUGAAUGCCACUGCCCCAGAAGGGUUAAGUUUCUGCAGAGCCCAGGAGGCAGGAUAGAAACCUUUUAGGGUCUAAUACCAGUUUACUUUGUAUUAUCGAUUUGCUCAUAAAGCUUGAUAGAUGUUUUGAAUAACUAAGACGCAUCCACAGAAGCCUACUGAAUCUUUAAUAGCUGAUUGAUGUUCCGUAAUUAAUUUUAUUGGAGAUGCAGUUAGAGCACUUGAAUCUCUAAGCACCUCUAAUAAGUGUUAGACACUUCAAUCUGGGAUUACAAAAGAAAAAAACUCACCAGAAAUUGAUGUCCCCAUUGGAUUUAUGGUUAAAAAUCACAUGAAUUUACUGAACUAUCUUGUAGAAGAAGCUAUAGGGAAAUCAUGAGGGCUGUGUGUUUUCAACAUUUCAAUCUAUUCAAGCGUCCCUCUCACCUAUGCAAAUGAAGGCAUUAACACAAGCAGUCAUUAAUGCAUAGGGCAAAAAUGUUAACCGUUGUCUUGACUGUCUUAGUGAAGUGUUUUGGGGAUAAAGUUUUUCAUCUGACAGUUUGACCAGUUUAAAAUGGCGGCUAAAACUAUGUGUGGGGAAUGGGUAAGAGGAGAACUUUGGGAAUUGUAAAUUGACUGUUGUCAACUUUUGGUCUCUGUGUUGCAUAUGACUGAUGAGGAUCUGGUCUGCCUUUGCCAGCAGGUCCAGUGGCUGAGGAAUUAAGACUUCCUUCUAACUUUUUAGCUGUCUCCGUCUUGCACGAUGAGUGCUUUCUCUCUGGUCAAGGCGGCCACUGAUGACAGGAGUGCAGCUGGUACACUGCCUGGCCCUCAUUCGCUGGGACGUGAGCUCAGAGACUUGGGACAUUUUUCCUGAGAAGUAGGAAGACUUUCAUGAAAUGUGACCAGGUUUUUGAAGUUCAAAACACGAGUGUGAAAAUGUCAAAUGAUGUACAUUUUAAUAUUUGGUAUUUAAAGAAAGGAAAUUGUAGCAGCUUUUCACGUUUCCCCAUGGGAGGGCUUGAGACCUUGUAACUGAAUAAUCCAGUUAGAAUUCAGUGCUUUUUGAUGCCUUAGAAAUAGAUUUUCUUUGUUGUCUGACAAAAGCUAGGAAGGAGAAAGUCCAUUCUAUAGCUGUUAGAUCUGCCUCUCAGGAAAAAGUACUUACCUUGUUCUUUCCGUUCCUAGCUUCCCUCAGUUUGUGAGAUUACUCUAUUUUUUUAAUAUAAUUUUAUUUCUUUCAAUGAAUUUGAAAUAAAAAACAAAACAAAACUUUGGAAUAA
This is a messenger RNA of Erinaceus europaeus (western European hedgehog), 3757 nucleotides long. RefSeq names its product CCAAT enhancer binding protein gamma (gene CEBPG). The transcript has 2 exons. The record is from RefSeq and is a predicted model, not a curated record. Lineage: Eukaryota; Metazoa; Chordata; Mammalia; Eulipotyphla; Erinaceidae. Bases 437 to 889 code for a protein of 150 amino acids. Gene Ontology annotation, molecular function: RNA polymerase II cis-regulatory region sequence-specific DNA binding; DNA-binding transcription factor activity, RNA polymerase II-specific. Gene Ontology annotation, biological process: DNA-templated transcription; regulation of transcription by RNA polymerase II.